Sapajus apella (tufted capuchin) is the source of this 2658-nucleotide messenger RNA. RefSeq names its product twinkle mtDNA helicase (gene TWNK). Bases 186 to 2258 code for a protein of 690 amino acids. Gene Ontology annotation, cellular component: mitochondrion. Gene Ontology annotation, biological process: mitochondrial DNA replication. NCBI's taxonomy places the organism in Eukaryota, Metazoa, Chordata, Mammalia, Primates, Cebidae. The record is from RefSeq and is a predicted model, not a curated record. Gene Ontology annotation, molecular function: 5'-3' DNA helicase activity; ATP binding; single-stranded DNA binding. The transcript is spliced from 5 exons.
UGGGCAUAUGUGUGAAGUAGCAACAAAGAGGGUCUGAAGAGGAGACAUUCAUGGAAAGAAAGAAGGCACCUAGGGUGAGCUCCGCAGAGUGCUGCGUGGGGUAUACCUAGAGUCUGGUCUAUUGAAGGCACGCUAAGCAGGCACCUAAGGCAUUUCAAGUAGUGAAUUCCCACAUUUGGCUAGGAAUGUGGGUCCUCCUCCGAGGUGGGCACCCCCUCCGAGGUGGGAACCCCCUCCGUAUCUUGCUACCCCAGCGUGGGGAGUGGAUGGGUCGGAGGGGCCUGCCCCGAGGCUUGGCCCCAGGGCCUCCUCGCAGACGGUACAGGAAGGAGGCUCUCCCAGACUUGGAGAUGCCAGUGUUGCCUGUAACUGCAACCAAAAUCCGCCAGUAUUUGCGGGAGCAUGGGAUCCCCUUCCAGGAUGGCCACAGUUGCCUGCGGACACCGAGCCCCUUUGUAGAGCCUUCGAAGCUCAAAGACCAGACUGCUGUUACCACUUCUUUCAGCCUCUACAUUGACAAGACCACAGGCUGCUUUCUCUGCAUGACCAGCCUAGCAGAGGGGAGCUGGGAAGACUUCCAGGCUAGCGUGGAGGGGGAAGGGGAUGGAGCCAGUGAGGGGCUUCUGCUUAGUAAGGCUCCAGAAGUUGAGGACAGUGAAGAGGUCUGGAGGAUCUGGAACCGAUCAGUACCUCUCUGGGAGCUGCCUGAUCCGGAGGAGGUUCAGCUGGCUAAUACAAUGUUUGGCCUUACCAAGAUUACAGAUGACACACUCAAGCGUUUCAGUGUGCGAUAUCUUCGACCUGCUCGCAGUCUUGUCUUCCCUUGGUUCUCCCCUAGGGGCUCAGGAUUACGAGGCCUGAAGCUACUAGUGGCUAAAUGCCGGGGGGAUGGAGUGAGCUACGAGGAAAGCACCAUUCCCCAACCUAGUGCCUACCACAAUCUGUUUGGAUUACCACUGAUUAGUCGUCGAGAUGCUGAGGUGGUUCUGACGAGUCGUGAGCUUGACAGCCUGGCCUUGAACCAGUCCACGGGGCUGCCUACCCUUACUCUACCCCAAGGAACAAGCUGCUUACCCCCUGCCUUACUCCCUUACCUGGAACAGUUCCGGCGGAUUAUAUUCUGGUUAGGGGACGACCUUCGGUCCUGGGAAGCGGCCAAGUUGUUUGCACGAAAACUGAACCCCAAACGAUGCUCCUUGGUGCGGCCAGGAGAUCAGCAGCCUCAUCCCCUGGAGGCCCUGAACAGAGGCUUAAAUCUUUCUCGUAUUAUUCGCACUGCCCUGCCUGCCUGGCACAAGUCUAUUGUGUCUUUCCGGCAGCUUCGGGAGGAGGUGCUAGGAGAACUGUCAAAUGUGGAGCAAGCAGCUGGCCUCCGUUGGAGCCGCUUCCCAGACCUCAAUCGUAUCUUGAAGGGACAUCGAAAGGGCGAGCUGACGGUCUUCACAGGGCCCACAGGCAGUGGAAAGACAACAUUCAUCAGUGAGUAUGCCCUGGAUUUGUGUUCCCAGGGGGUGAACACACUGUGGGGUAGCUUCGAGAUCAGCAAUGUGAGACUAGCCCGGGUCAUGCUGACACAGUUUGCAGAGAGGCGGCUGGAAGAUGAACUGGACAAAUAUGAUCACUGGGCCAACCGCUUUGAGGACCUGCCCCUCUAUUUCAUGACUUUCCAUGGGCAGCAGGGCAUCAGGACCGUAAUAGAUACAAUGCAACAUGCAGUCUAUGUCUACGACAUUUGUCAUGUGGUCAUCGACAACCUGCAGUUCAUGAUGGGUCACGAGCAGCUGUCCACAGACAGGAUUGCAGCUCAAGACUACAUUGUUGGGGUCUUUCGGAAGUUUGCGACAGACAAUAACUGCCAUGUGACGCUGGUCAUUCACCCCCGGAAAGAGGAUGAUGACAAGGAACUGCAGACAGCAUCCAUUUUUGGCUCAGCCAAAGCAAGCCAGGAAGCAGACAAUGUUCUGAUCCUGCAGGACAGGAAGCUGGUCACGGGGCCAGGGAAACGGUAUCUGCAGGUGUCCAAAAACCGCUUUGAUGGAGAUGUAGGUGUCUUCCCACUUGAGUUCAACAAGAGCUCCCUCACCUUCUCCACUCCACCAAAGAACAAGACUCGGCUCAAGAAGAUCAAGGAUGAAGCUGGACCAGUGGCCAAAAAGCCCUCUUCUGGCAAAAAGGGGGCUACACCACAGAACUCUGAGAUUUGCUCAGGCAAGGCCCCCAUUCUCGACCAGCCAGAUACCUCCAAGCCUUCAAAGUGAAGGCCGUGCAGAGCUGGUCACUGAAAUGAGCCUAAUAGGACAGGCAGGCUGGGGCACAAAACUCUGCAAGGACUUCUGUAUCCUGUGGUCAUGAGCUGUGUCUGAGGGGCCUAACCUAGGGCAGGCUUCCAAAGUGAGAAAAUUCAGUGUAGCAGACUACUGAGAAACCACUGUGUGCCAGGCUUUGUUCAAGGUCCUGUAUAUACAGCACUGAAAAGAGAGAUAAGGUUUCUGCUCCCAUGCAUUCUAGUGGAAGAGACAAGCAAGCAAUGAGCAAAUAAGCAGAAAACCUAGUUUUAGUUCAUGAAAAAUGUAAAGAAAAUAGAAAUGCGGGCUGGGUGCAGUGGCUUAUACCUGCAAUCCCAGCACUUUGGGCAGGCAAAUCAUGAGGUCAGGAGUU